Carcharodon carcharias (great white shark) is the source of this 2593-nucleotide messenger RNA. It is a transcript of the gene sgo1, whose product is annotated as shugoshin 1. The record is from RefSeq and is a predicted model, not a curated record. Gene Ontology annotation, cellular component: nucleus; chromosome, centromeric region. Lineage: Eukaryota; Metazoa; Chordata; Chondrichthyes; Lamniformes; Lamnidae. Gene Ontology annotation, biological process: meiotic chromosome segregation. Bases 111 to 2255 code for a protein of 714 amino acids. The transcript has 9 exons.
GGUAGAAGUGAUUAGUGGGAAAGAUCGUUAAGGAUUUCUGUGUUUUUAGUGCAACAAGGAAAAUGGAUCUGGUCUAAGGAAAGAAAUCUAUUAAAGGAUGAAGAAGAAAAAUGGCUUUUGAACGAUGUCAAAAGAUUUCUUUCCACGAAAGUCUGGAAGCUAUCAAGGAACGAAUGAAAGAGAAACGGAAUCAGAAUCAAACUAAAAUUAACAGGGCUAAGCAAAACUUGACUUCAAAAGCAAAAACCAAAGUACUGAGUAAGAGCUCUUUUAUAAAAAAUAUCCAAGUGAACAAUCAAAACCUAGCUGUCUCCCUAGAAGCAGAAAAGAAGAAACUGAGAGUAGCGUGUGAUGUCAUACUGUCCUUGAAAAGAGAACGGCAAGCUAUGAUGUUCUACAUUCUCAUGCUGAAAAGAAAACUUGAAGAUCGUUUCCCAGAGCAAUUUGAGAAUUUGAGAAUCAUUUCUGAUUCUAUAGGGGAGGAUCUAAGCAACUUUGGGGAUGAUUUGCCACAAUGCAUACCAGAACCACUAUGUUCCUCGCCUGUUGAGCCCUUUAUUCAGGAUAUUGUGAGGCAUGUUCCCUUGGCGAACUCCAGAAUUCAUUCACCUGAAAAUGCCGAUUGCACCACAGCUGAAGAGAGCAGAGCAAUAUCCAAUAUGAUGGACACAAAGCCUGCAUUAAGAAAGAUAUUGAAAGGGCGAAGAUCUACAUUUAUUCCAAGUCAAGACUCUGAUGCCAAUUUAAUAGCUCCAUUGGAUGAUGCGUCUUUUGAGAGAAUCGAUGAGCUGCCAAAAGGGGUUUCUGUUAGGCGACGAAGUGGGAGGAAAAGCCCUUCUUUCCAUGGUCAAAUUGGUGUUUUUGAUUUAUUCAACACUUAUGAAAAUCAUUCAGAGGUGUCUUGGGCAAGUGAUGAACAAAAGCUUGACAUAAAUUUCAAAGAUCUUGAAAAUGUGCCUCCUCUAAAUUCUAAUCAAGGAACUGAUAUGGGAAGCAUCGAGCUAGAGCAAAUUCAAAUGGCAGACAAUUGGAAUCCUGAGAGAGUCAAAAGGAAGUUCAAGAGCAAUGUGAGGAACACUGAAAUUGUAAAUUCAGAAAAAGCAGAGAGGGUUUCAGAAAAAGAACAGGAUAUUCAAUUGGAAGUAGAGCAGAGGGGAAGAAGAGGGAAGGGAAUGGAAAGAAAUAAAAACAUACCAUUAAAGAAACAAUUGGAACCUGCAAGAGCGAGCGCCAGCUCGAAGAGUAGAGAUCGAUGUCAAAGCAGAAGUGGUACAGCCAAAGAAAGAAAAAAGUCUCUUGAUUAUAGCGAUACUUACAAUUUUGAUUAUGAAGAAAGUAUUCAUCUCACACCUUUCCGUAGGAAAGAUGAACCAAGUGCAUGUGAGAAUAUAAACAAUACCAAAAUCAGUACUGAUUCAGAGAGUAAUUCAGAAGAUGAUUUGGAUGAUAGUCUUUAUGUACCUCCUGCUGAUAAAAGACGUAGGACAUCAUCAAGCCAUAGUAGAGCUAAAAGUGAAGGGUCAACAGUUUUAGCAACCAGACAGAGGUCAAGCAGAAGGACAGUAAUUCUCCGAAAAGAUGUGCCUCAUAAGAAAGGACCUGAAAAUGGUGAUGAGGAAACCAUCCAAAAUGAAACAGCUUCUUUCUUGUUGAAAACAUCGGAGUAUGAUAAAAUCAAUGUAUGUGAACAUUUGAAAACAAAAGCAAAGGAUAUCCAGUUACAUUUUGAGUCAGGCAAUAAACCAGAAAACACUUCUACCAUCAAACAUAAAAACGUAAAGAAUUUUCAAAAUUCUGAAGAAAGUGCUGUUAGAUAUCUCAAACCACAACUGAAGAAAUGCGUGCUACUGCAGCAGAGAGAAAAAAAUGCUGGAAGGACAUCAACAAUAAGGAAUGAAGAAAACUUUAAAGCAACAGGGAAGAACUUUGAACCUCGCUUCAGUCUGAGUGAUGUGACCAAUUAUUCAAAAUUACCCAUUGAAAACAAGGAAAAGAAGAUGUCCUGUCCUGCUUUCUUAGAAAGAAUGAACAGGAUUUCUCCAAUAAUUGUUAGUAAACGCAGAUGCACCAUGGCUGUAAAUUACAAGGAACCCAGUCUCCAAUCGAAAUUGCGGAGAGGAGACAGAUACACCGACACACAAUUUUUGCAUUCGCCGAUAUUCAAACAGAAAAAGAACAAUGCAUCCCUGCGUAAACCUGGCCAAAAGCCAUUUCCACUUAGUAGAUAUAAUGAGGCAUUUGUUGGCUGCCUAUAAUCUUUUACUAAACAUGAACUGUAUUGAGAUCAUGAUAAAUUGAAGUUUGAUCAUUUACGGUAUGGAUUAAUUUUGUUUUUAAAACUUGUUUCAUGGGAGUUGUUUUCACUAAUGUAUUUUAGUGUUCAAGAAAAUCUAAUAAAUACCAUCUUCAUGAGUAUAUUUAAUUGGUUUUGGUUAUUACUAUAACACUGUCAAAUUUCUUUACCUGAAUGGACUAAACAGUUUGAGUAGGAUCAGGUAAAAUGUCCAGAGAUGAAUACAUGACCCUCCGAAACUGUAUUUGUUGUAUUUAGAAUUACCUGGAGCAUCAUUAAACAGAUUGUGAAGAAUCUGAA